Molecule: messenger RNA, 1729 nt
Organism: Protobothrops mucrosquamatus (brown spotted pit viper)
Lineage: Eukaryota; Metazoa; Chordata; Lepidosauria; Squamata; Viperidae
Gene: SPTSSA
Product: serine palmitoyltransferase small subunit A
Exons: 2
Coding region: 51-257 (68 amino acids)
Biological process (GO): ceramide biosynthetic process
Cellular component (GO): serine palmitoyltransferase complex
Molecular function (GO): serine C-palmitoyltransferase activity
Source: RefSeq, a predicted model, not a curated record
GCGGUGCGUUUCGCUGGCGCGCUCUUACGUACCGAGGCGCUGCCGGGGAAAUGGCGUUCAGCUCGGCCUGGAAGCGAAUGUCGUGGCUUUAUUACCAGUACCUGCUGGUGACGGCUCUUUACAUGCUGGAGCCCUGGGAGCGGACGGUGUUCAAUUCCAUGUUGGUAUCUAUUAUUGGAAUGGCACUUUACACUGGCUAUGUUUUCAUGCCUCAACAUAUAAUGGCCAUCUUGCAUUAUUUUGAAAUUAUGCAGUGAAGAAUCUAAGAAAGAAGCCAGUUAGAAGUGAAGAUCAGACUGUUAAGAAAACUGAUUAUUUACAACUUAAGGAAUCCUACAGAUGGUAAAAUGAAUACCAGUUGAUGAUUGUGGCAACCAUUGGGGUCACAUGGAGAUGCAAACGCAUUUUAUUUAUGUAUAAGAUUCCCUUGUAUAUUUUUGUCUAUUAAUACUGUGAUUGUUUGUACCUUUGAUAUCAGUAUUUUCUUAACUUUGUGACUGUCUUUAGUAAUAUACUGUAAAAGCUUUUCCUAAUGUAACUUUGGGUACAUUUUGCCUUCAAUUUUUUAAUCAAAAAUUACCUUAUUAAGUAGAGCUUGAAGCUUUUGCUAUUGUGUACUUAUGUCCAUCUGGGUAUAUUUCUAGUAGAACAUUUUGUAAGAAAGUGUUUAGAUUCAUGUAUAAAUGUGCAUAUACUCAUAAAACUUUCUUAUAAAACUUACUCAGGUGCUUGAGUUGCUAUUUGAAUUGUUUAAAACUGUGGUGUAGCUCUGUUUUGCUUUAACAAUAAAUGGAAAGCUUUUUCUUUGUACUUGGAGAAAAACUUACUAUUGUAUAUAUACAACAGUAUGAGCUAUAAGAAAGUACUGGAUUCAUUCCUUAUCUGCACAUAAAAUAUUUGUUUCAUGCAUGUCAUUUGGAAUUUUGUGAUAGCACUUUAAUGCUGCUAGUAUACCUUCUAACUAAAAUAUAUGUGUUUAUUUCCCAAGGGACAUGUUUUAAUAUUGACUUCAGUUUAAAAGACUAUGAUGAGUAUGGGUGUUGACUAUAGUAUAAUCAUGUCUGUAUUCUGAACCCACUGUUGACAGUUUCCCACCUUUUGUGAAUAUUUAAACCACAUCACCAAAAUAUGAAGUUUGGAAUGAACUUGAUUUAAAAUAUGCAGCAGUAAGGAGUUGCCUACUAGUCUGAAAGUUCUCUUUUAUAGCAUUUUUCAGAUUUGUAUUUUGGACUGUAAGAUGGAAAUUUUUAAGGUGGUUUAUGUUAUUUUCCAGAGAUAUAAAAAAUAUGAAAACAGUAUUGUUACCUAAUGUGUGUGUCCUUAAUUUUAGAAGAACACACAGGUAAACUUUUUUUUAGAAACAGGACAAUGCUAUUAAAGAAAAAAUGGAUAGACCAGAUACCAUAAACUGGCAGCUGAAAGAACCAAUUUUAAAUUGGUAUGUUCAGAUCUCAACUUUGAAUUUUAGACCAGUUCUUUCCUUUACAUUUCUCUCCCCAGUUUCUUGGUAUUGGUUAUAUUGAUUUGGCAGGAUUAUCAGAAAAAGUAUUUAUAUGGUUUAAGUAUAUUGAACACUCAGCAUCAGAGGUCCUCAAGGUUUUGAGAGUGCAUUGAGUGGCAUUUUCACAAAGUCACUGCUGAUCCAUUCCCGCUUUCUCUAUGAUGCUCCAUUUUUAAACAUGUUUAAUUUUCUGUCUUUGAAUAAAUGGGCACAUUUGCAAACAUAGCA